AUGUGGCAGAUGAUGCCGGGUCUGAUGGCUUCGCUAAGAACACACGUCGCCAACCACCGUCAACACCUCUCCAAGAGCCACCUCAAGGACAUUGUCGUCCAACUCAGUCUAGCCAUCGUCGAGGUUGGUAUUGUGACACUCGCCAUCCCCUUAUUCAUCGUUCUCCCGGGGAUCCUGUUCGGGGCUUGGUUGGGAAUCUCAAUGAGCAUGGUUCUGGGUCUGAGUUGGUUGAUGAAUGGAAACGAAGUCAUGUCCAGCUGCGACGAGUUCGGAAACAGCACGACAGACAUCGACGAUGACGAGGAGAGAUGGAUCUUCAUUGGUGGAAUGGGUACCAGCUCAACCCACCUCACGCAAUGCACGAUUCCUCGCCUCGCGCGCCUUUUCGGACGCUCUUUCAGCGGUAUCCAGAUGGCAACCUACGGUCUACCCUUCGACAUGCUCCUCCUCGCCAUCCAGCGGUGCUUCCCAUUCGAAACCCAAGCCUCGCGCGCCCUCUACACCGAGCUCCGCACCGCCCUCCUCGAUGCCGCAGUUCACCGUGUCGCUGUACUCGCCCACAACAACGGCUCUCUCCCCGUUGCACACGUUCUUGCUCGCCUCUGCUCCGAUAUCCAGGCCGAAAAGCUCUCCAAACUAGAGAUUUACACCUUUGGUGCCGCAGCUUCAGAAUUCGUAGCGCCUGUCGGGGGAACCAGCCGCAAGGUUACCCGCUUCGAGGACGGAUCCACCGCAGUGGUUGAAGACCGUGGUCCUCACAUCGAGCACUUCGCCUACGCCAACGACCCAUUCGCGCAGAUGGGUGUGCUCCGUUCUGUUCAGAAGAAGCUUGACGGCCGAUUCUGCGGCGGCGUUUUCGUGAUCCAGAACCAGGUUCCUCAACCCUCUGGUCAUUGGGUUCCCGACCAGCGACCCGUGAUGCUUCUGACGGACUAUCUCUCGGCCCUCUUCCCCGAUCCCUCAUCACCACAAGCACCCAGCAGCAUCCUCGACUACGUCAUGAUGAUCGACCGCGACAUUGCUGAGAAGCGAGAGCUCGCUGCCAUGGCAAACUACGCGCAGACACGCCGAUCCCGUAAGGACAGUCGCCGUCUCAGCUGGACCGGUCUGGGAGCGACUGUCGGUGGUAGAAGCGGCGUCAUGGACGGUGUCACCGGACUCGAGAUGGCGAGACGCGGAUGCCGUGACUGCGAUGGCCACCGCGGACGCGAAGUCAGUUGGCUUUCCAACUACGUGCAAACCGGCUGGGUCGUCGAAAAGGAGUCCCACGUCGUCGAUGCCAUGGGCAUUGGAGGCAAAUUUUGA
Messenger RNA from Colletotrichum phormii, 1305 nucleotides. RefSeq lists its product as uncharacterized. The coding region runs from base 1 to 1305 and encodes 434 amino acids. The record is from RefSeq and is a predicted model, not a curated record. NCBI's taxonomy places the organism in Eukaryota, Fungi, Ascomycota, Sordariomycetes, Glomerellales, Glomerellaceae. The transcript is spliced from 2 exons.